Pelobates fuscus (common spadefoot toad) is the source of this 1944-nucleotide messenger RNA. Its product is annotated as histone chaperone asf1b. Gene Ontology annotation, molecular function: histone binding. Lineage: Eukaryota; Metazoa; Chordata; Amphibia; Anura; Pelobatidae. Gene Ontology annotation, biological process: DNA replication-dependent chromatin assembly. The record is from RefSeq and is a predicted model, not a curated record. The transcript is spliced from 5 exons. Gene Ontology annotation, cellular component: nucleus; chromatin. The coding region runs from base 149 to 751 and encodes 200 amino acids.
AGGAGGUGGGGGGGAGAGAUUGUUUGAGCGCGAGGCGCCGGCGCGCGGGAGACAAACGGAGAGCGGGAAAGGGAGAGGAGACAGAGCGAGGCACGGCCGAACCGCACAGCCCACCUUCAUCAGCACGUGUGUUUGACCAUUUUCUAUCAUGGCGAAGGUACAGAUCCUCAACAUGGUGGUCUUGGAUAACCCUUGCCACUUCCACAACCCUUUUCAAUUUGAAAUCACCUUUGAGUGCAUAGAAGACCUGCCAGAUGAUUUGGAGUGGAAAAUAAUCUAUGUGGGGUCAGCAGAAAGUGAGGAGUAUGACCAAGUGCUGGAUUCUGUGCUUGUUGGGCCUGUGCCUGCUGGACGCCACAUGUUUGUGUUCCAGGCGGAUGCCCCCAACUCCACUUUAAUACCGGAGUCCGAUGCUGUAGGGGUUACUGUGGUACUAAUUACCUGCACAUAUCGAGGUCAAGAGUUUAUCAGAGUUGGUUAUUAUGUAAACAAUGAGUAUUCAGAUCCAGAACUGAGAGAAAAUCCACCUCUUAAGCCAGAUUUUACCCAGCUCCAGAGAAACAUCCUGGCAUCAAACCCUCGUGUGACACGCUUCCACAUCAAUUGGGAGUCUGUUGGCGAAUCAAAAAUGGAAGAUAUUGAAAAUGUAGACCCGGCACCUAAUUCUAUGCUGCCUCCUACUUGUGCUCCCACCAAGGGCCUUUCAGGUGCACUUAACACCAUUCCAGAGAACUCUAUGGACUGUAUAUGAUUACAUUGACAGCUGGAGCAUGUGAGCCAUGCACAGGAGUCUACUUGCAGCCCCCUACUCACUGAGAUCAAAGCAAAACACAGACUUGCAAUGAGAGACUACUGCAAUAGUUGCUCAUCUCAUUGCUGAACAUUAUUGGUGUUCAGUCACCUACUCAUCUUGAAGACAACUCACUUUUCUGAUUCAAAUUGUUUAGUCUAAAUUUUGCCUUUUAUUUAGUGUAUUGUUUGGGGUUGCUGCCUAGCUAUUUGUAUUUUUUUUUCUAUAUAUAUGUAUCUAAGAGACAAGAUGAAAGGCUUGUGACUGUCGUCUAUCAAGUGCCACUGCCAUCUUUUACCCCAUCUCCAGUUUACAGGGAAACUACUAGUAUCUUGGCACCAGCAUCCUUCUUUUAGCAGGCAGCUUACUCAAACGUCAUUCAAUGCAUUUCUUCCUGUUUUUUCAAGCAACCCCUGUGUGGAUAAGACACCGCAUAACUACUGAUCUGUGACAGCAGUAGCCUGAGUGUAGUCCUUUAAUGAUGUAUUAUAUAACUUUGACCGCUAUGUUACAUUGUUACUCAUGCUCCAUGCUACUGCACACAGUUAGGUAGUCCACUUCAGUGUACAUACUGUUCGCUACCAUACUUGACUUAAUAAUUUUGAUACAGGCACUUGACUUGCACAGGUACCAAUAUGCAGUUUCUAUGAAGACUUACAUUAUAAUGCUCACUUAAUACUUAAGUAGUAAAGCUACAGUGUUUCAUGCCAAGAUCAAUGAUUCCAGAGCAUCCCAUCCACAUGCUGUUUUUUUGUUUUUGCAUCAGAGAAUUCAGCUUUGACAGUUUCUUUUGAAUACUUUUCUAAUUCUACCUGUUAACGUCUUAUUCUCCACUAAACCCAUGCAAAAUCUGUGGCAAUAAGGCUCUCACCAACAAAUGCUUUGUAAAUGUAAUCCGUUGAAACCAUUACCCCAUCAGCUAACAUUUUAUUUAUGUUUGUGGAUCUCCACACUGCCAUGAAUUUCAUGGAGAGAGCAUUGUUUUGAGCUCCCUUCUCAAGGUUUGUCUGACUUUGUACUUUGUGUAUGGCUCGUUUCUAAACGGCCAACGCAAACUUUUUUUCCUUGUGUUAAUUUUUUUUAUUAUAUAUAUUUGUAUAUAUAUAUUGUGAGUAGUAAUAUGUUGAAAUAAAAGCACUUAGACAUAUUACUUA